GCCUAACUGGAUUGGUUAUGCACGGGGCAGCCUGACCCGAAUUGGCUAUCUCUCGCUGUACAUAUUAUCAAACAGUCAAAGUACUUGUCUUUUCACCACUGCACCAUCAUGGCGAACAGGGACAAAGCGACCAACCAGUUAAAUGAUUUCAGCAAAACCCAGGGGAAACCUGAUGUCCUCACCACAGGCACAGGUGCCCCUGUUGGGCGCAAGAAUGCCACCAUGACUGUUGGACCACGGGGGCCUGUGCUGCUGCAGGACUUUGUGUUUACAGAUGAGAUGGCCCAUUUUAACAGAGAGCGGAUUCCAGAACGUGUUGUCCAUGCCAAAGGAGCAGGAGGAUUUGGCUACUUUGAGGUGACACACGACAUCACAAGGUACUGUAAGGCCAAAAUAUUUGAACAUGUUGGCAAGAGGACUCCAAUGGCGAUCAGGUUUUCAACUGUUGGUGGAGAGAAGGGAUCAGCUGACACAGCCAGAGAUCCCCGCGGGUUUGCCAUGAAGUUUUACACUGAAGAUGGAAACUGGGAUCUUGUGGGCAACAACACUCCCAUCUUCUUUAUCAGAGACCCCAUUCUGUUCCCCAGUUUUAUUCACACUCAGAAGAGAAACCCUGUCACCAACUUGAAGGACCCUGACAUGUUCUGGGACUUCAUUACGCUGCGUCCAGAGACCAGCCACCAGGUGUCCUUCCUGUUCUCAGACCGCGGCACUCCAGACGGUUUUCGCCACAUGAACGGCUAUGGCAGCCACACCUUCAAGAUGGUUAACGCCCGUGGGGAGGCUGUUUACUGCAAGUUUCAUUUUAAGACUGACCAGGGCAUCAAGAAUAUGACAGGAUCUCAGGCUGAUCAACUCUCUGCCAGUGACCCCGACUAUGCCACCCGUGACUUGCACAAUGCCAUUGCCGAGGGCAACUUCCCGUCAUGGUCUGCCUACAUCCAGGUGAUGAGCUUCGAGGAGGCAGAAAGGUUCAGAUGGAACCCCUUCGACCUCACCAAGGUGUGGCCCCAAGGGGAGUUCCCUCUGAUCCCCGUUGGUCGCAUGGUCCUCAACAGGAACCCCAAGAACUACUUUGCUGAGGUGGAGCAGAUCGCCUUCUCCCCGGCCCACAUGGUGACGGGCAUUGAGGCCAGCCCUGACAAGAUGCUGCAGGGUCGUCUCUUCUCGUAUUCGGACACCCAUCGGCAUCGUCUGGGCAGCAACUACCUCCAGAUCCCCGUCAACUGCCCCUUCAAUACCCACCGCCGCAACUACCAACGUGAUGGACCCCAGUGUGUUGAUGAAAACCAAGGUGGCGCUCCAAAUUAUUUCCCGAACAGCUUCACUGGGCCACAAGAUGACACCAAACACCUGGAGUGCCCUCUCAAAAUAUCCGGGGAUAUUGGCAGAUACAACACGGCCGAUGAUGACAACUUCAGCCAAGUCGGCAUCUUCUGGAGGAAGGUACUGUCCCCCACUGACCGUGACCACCUGAUCGACAACAUGGCCGGACAUCUCAUCAAUGCCCAGGACUUCAUUCAGAAGCGGGCAGUCAGUAACUUCGGCCAGGCUGACCCUGAGUAUGGCCGCCGACUGCAGGACGCUCUCAAUGCCUUGAAGGCAAGGGCACAGAGUGGGGUCACCGCCAACCUUUGAGAAGCUGGGAAAAAAUGUGUGAAAGGAAAUUCUGAAGAAAUUAGUUAUCAGAACUGCUUUCAAUUUGUUGAUUCCAUGAUCACAGCCUGAAGACUGAUGAUGCACACUAUUUAUCACUUUAAAGAGACUAAUAAUUAAUGCUGAAUGACAAAUCACUGAUGAUAUGUCAUACUUUGCUCAGAAUCAUAUGUUGAUUGGCAGGCUGAAAUUGUUAUCUCUUACAUCUGAGCUGUUGACUUGGUUGAUAACUGUUCCUAACACAUAGUUGUGGGUCAUAUGCGAUUCAGCAAAUAUAUUUACACCAAGGAAUCACAAAGCACUCAACACAGCUAUACAGUAAGCGAUACACAUGUAGGAUAAAAAGUGAGAUGCUGGUUUCCUUUGCUUUGCAAGUAAAUCACUUCCUGAAAUCACAGACACAUCCUCAGCUCUGAUUGUUGAAGGAAUGUUUAGGAACAUGAUUAUUAGUUUGUCAUCUGAUUCUGAUUUCAAGGAAGCAGUAACAUCAUUAGUUACUCAUUAGCUGAUAAUGAAGACGAAUAUCAUCAUAUACAUAAAGGAUACAGGUUAACACCAUCUUGCUGUCACUGAGACUUGGAAGAGGGUCCUUGGUUUUGGCUUCCAUUGUGCUUUCUGUGUUCAUUUAGAUUUUUGAUUUAAGGAACCAUUAAGGUUGUGAUAUGAAAUGUUUUCUUCACAUGAUUGGUUUUCGUGUUCAGUAUUUCAUUAAUCAUAUAUUUGUUUUUGGUUUCUUGUAUAUUUGAACUUUUGAUGUGAUGAUUGUGGUACUAAAGAACGAGAAAAUCUAGUCGUUAUAGAAUCAUUGAACAGUGAAGUAAAGGUUUGUAAAUUUAUUGAAUUCAGUUGUGUCAGUGUAAAUGACAUGAUUUGUGACUUCUGUUUGUGUAUAUUCAGAGAAUGACUGCCUACUUUCCUUGAACAUUGUGGAAUAAAUAAUGUUUGAAUAUGGAU
Haliotis rufescens (red abalone) is the source of this 2610-nucleotide messenger RNA. Its product is annotated as catalase-like. Gene Ontology annotation, cellular component: peroxisome; mitochondrion; cytoplasm. The transcript is spliced from 12 exons. Gene Ontology annotation, molecular function: heme binding; catalase activity. NCBI's taxonomy places the organism in Eukaryota, Metazoa, Mollusca, Gastropoda, Lepetellida, Haliotidae. The record is from RefSeq and is a predicted model, not a curated record. Gene Ontology annotation, biological process: hydrogen peroxide catabolic process; response to hydrogen peroxide. The coding region runs from base 109 to 1638 and encodes 509 amino acids.